GUGUUGCUAUAAAUAGAAAUCUAACAAAAACCAAACAUAUAUACAAGAGAUCCUAUAAAUUCGUCCCAAUAACAUGUCAACCACAAAACAUUUCACGUUAAAAAUAUUAGUGGUUUGUUUAUCUUAUACACAAAGUUAAAUGGCAAUAAAUGAAAAUUAAGACCUCAUUUGUUCUUAUUGCAAUAAGGUAUUAGACUCCCUUUUUCCUCUUAAUUAUUCAUGUUUGAGAACUCAAUGAUUCUUCAGAUGGUUUUAUAAUUUUCAAAGUAGACGUCUCGUAUGAUCUUUGUAAUCCUUUUCAAAAAAUCGUGUUUGUAUCAUUAAGGCCAAUAUGUACUUGAUUAGGAGGUUGUAUGCAUGUUUUCCUAUAAAUAUGUGAAUGUUAUCUUGUCUGAUGUUUUUUCUCCUUUAUACCUCUAAUAUUGUGAGCAUGUUAUGUGCUAAUUUGCAGGGUCCUUGUUUCUAAAUAUAUAUCGAUUUGUUUUACUUGGUAACGGGAGGCUUUGUGAGCGGACUACGAUAAUGGCCAAUCAACCUAACUCAAGUGGGGCGGGUGGUAGUGGUAAUCCCCCAUCAUCGACACAACCUUCACCAGGGGGAUAUCCUCCACCCGGAGAACAUCCUGCACAAGGGUAUCCACCCGGAGGAAAUCCUCCAUCAUCUGGGCAACCUUCACCUGGCGGAUAUCCUCCACCCGGAGAACAUUCUCCACACGGAUAUCCACCUGGGGGAUACCCUAAACACGGAGAACAUCCUCCACAAGGAGGGUAUCCACCGCCCGGAGAACAUCCUUCACAAGGAUAUCCACCAACCGGAUAUCCUCCGCAAGAUUACUCACCACAAGGGUAUCCACAAGGAUAUCCUCCCCACCAAGGGUAUCCUCCUCAACAAGGGUAUCCACCACAAGGAUAUCCUCCUCAACAAGGUUAUCCUCCACAUGGAUAUCCUCAACAAGGCUACUCGCCUUAUGGGUAUCCCCAAGGAGGUCAUCCUGGUGCUUAUCCACCUGCAGGUUAUCCUGGUGCCCCUUCUGCGGGUGGAUACCCACCAGCAGGCUAUCCUCAUAGUGGAUAUCCUCAAGGUGCUCCUCCCGGUCAACAUGGAGGCACUCCUUCCGGUCAACAUGGAGCACAAAAAGGAGACAAGCUCCCCGGUGGCGUAAUGGGAGUGCUUGCUGGUGGAGCGGCAGCAUACAUGGCUCAUGGUCAUUAUGGGCAUGGUGGUCAUGGUCAUGGUUAUGGCCAUGGAAAAUUUAAGCAUGGAAAACACCAUCAUGGAAAAUACAAGCGUGGGAAGUUUGGUAAGCACAAGGGUCAUGGAAAAUUCAAGCUCUGGAAGUAAAUUAUGGAAAAUCUUGGAUAUGGUGAAAUUCUAUACAUGACAUGAGUUACGUAAAUUAGCAUAGACACGCAUAUUUUCUUUUGAUUUAUAAGCUUAUUUUUUCAUAUUAUCAUUGUAUAUAAACCGACUACAUGUUGUGAAAUAUUCGAUGAUAAAGAAUGCAA
Messenger RNA from Lactuca sativa (garden lettuce), 1505 nucleotides. RefSeq lists its product as uncharacterized. NCBI's taxonomy places the organism in Eukaryota, Viridiplantae, Streptophyta, Magnoliopsida, Asterales, Asteraceae. The record is from RefSeq and is a predicted model, not a curated record.